AUGGGCUCGGAUGAUAAGGUGCUAGUGGAGGAGGUGGAAUCCAUGAAGAAGGUUGCCUUCUUCGGCGUGGCCGUGUCGACUGUGGCCACGAUCGCUGCCAUCAUUGCCGUGCCGAUGCUCUACAACUACAUGCAUCAUGUGCAGUCGUCGCUCGAGGUCGAGGCUGACUUCUGCCAGCUGAGAACCGGAAAACUCUACGAGGAAUUCAAUCGUGUACGUUGA
Messenger RNA from Anisakis simplex (herring worm), 222 nucleotides. The record is from the annotation of a GenBank genome assembly. NCBI's taxonomy places the organism in Eukaryota, Metazoa, Nematoda, Chromadorea, Rhabditida, Anisakidae.